Molecule: messenger RNA, 2075 nt
Organism: Lotus japonicus
Lineage: Eukaryota; Viridiplantae; Streptophyta; Magnoliopsida; Fabales; Fabaceae
Product: hexokinase-1-like
Exons: 9
Coding region: 212-1618 (468 amino acids)
Biological process (GO): glucose 6-phosphate metabolic process; glycolytic process; intracellular glucose homeostasis
Cellular component (GO): cytosol; mitochondrion
Molecular function (GO): ATP binding; D-glucose binding; glucokinase activity
Source: RefSeq, a predicted model, not a curated record
AGCUCAAGUAUUAGAAAAGAAAUGCUUUCAUCAAAAGGUUGAAGUCAUCAUCACAAGGUUCGUUAUCAAAUAAAGCUGGCUGGUCAACUACAAGUGACUUCUGAAGUUAAAAUCGACUUUUUGGCUUUCCUCCUUCUCCUCUGCACCAAAAAUUCGUGCCUUUCUUCGUUUGUUUCAGCGAGUGAUCACUGACUCAGUUCCUGCGUGGGCGAUGGGGAAGUGGGGUCUAGCGGAGGCUAUGGUGAAGGAGUUUCAGGAACAGUGUAAGACCCCAAUAGAGAAGCUGAGGCAGAUUGCUGAUGCCAUGGAGGUUGAGAUGCAUGCAGGUCUUGCCUCUGAAGAUGGUAGCAACCUCAAGAUGUUGAUAUCCUAUGUUGACAAUCUCCCAUCUGGAGAUGAGAAAGGGCUCUUUUAUGCAUUGGACCUUGGUGGCACAAACUUCCGCGCCCUUCGUGUGCAAUUAGGUGGAAAAGAAAAAGGUGUUGUUAGCCUACAAUCUGAAGUGGUUUCAAUUCCUCCUCAUUUAAUGACAGGUUCUUCACAUGAGUUAUUUGAUUUUAUAGCAACAUCUCUUGCAAAGUUUGUUAGUUCCGAACCUGACGAGUUUCAUCCUCAACUUGGCAGACAAAGAGAACUGGGUUUUACCUUCUCAUUUCCAGUGAGGCAAACAUCUAUUGCAUCUGGGACUCUAAUAAAGUGGACUAAGGGUUUCAAUAUUGAGAAUAUGGUUGGAGAAGAUGUAGUAGGUGAACUAACCAAGGCCAUGGAAAAAAUUGGCCUGAAUAUGCGUGUUUCAGCUCUAGUUAAUGAUACUGUUGGAACGGUAGCUAGAGGCAGAUUCAGCAAUCCGGAUGUCAUCGCUGCAGUGAUUCUUGGUACUGGAACAAAUGCAGCAUAUAUCGAGCGUGCAAAUGCAAUUCCAAAAUGGCACGGUCCUCCACCAAAAUCAGGAGAGAUGGUUAUAAACAUGGAGUGGGGUAAUUUCCGCUCCUCUUAUAUUCCUCUAACAGAAUAUGAUCAAGUUCUAGAUGCAGAAAGCUUAAACCCUGGACAACAGAUUUUUGAGAAGAUAAUAUCUGGUAUGUAUUUGGGGGACAUUGUUAGGAGAGUAUUAUUGAAGUUGGCUGAAGAAGCUGAAUUUUUUGGAGAUUCAGUUCCUCCCAAGUUGAGAAUUCCUUUCGUACUUAGGACAUAUAACAUGCUUGCUAUGCAUCAUGAUACAUCAUCAGAUCUUGAGGUGGUUGGAAACAAAUUGAGUGAUGUAUUAGAGAUCCAUGGCACAUCCCUAAAAAUGAGGAAGAUUGUUGUGGAACUCUGUGAUAUUGUUGCUAAUCGGGGGGCUCGCCUUGCUGCUUCUGGUAUUUUAGGCAUUCUGAAGAAAAUAGGACGAGACACUAAAAAGGUUGGUGAGAAACAAAAAUCAGUGAUAUCAUUGGAUGGAGGAGUGUUUGUACAAUACACUAAAUUCAGAACAUGCUUGGAGAGUACCCUAAAGGAGUUGUUGCGAGAUGAGGUAGCUGAGACAAUCGCCAUUGAGCAUUCUGAUAAUGGUUCUGGAAUUGGAGCAGCGCUCCUAGCUGCUUCUCAUUCCCAUUAUUUAGGAAUGGAGGAGUCGUGAAGAUGUGGCUAAUGCCAAGGUAAACAAGUGAAAUACUAGUUUCAAUUUUUUGUAUACCUAAUAAAUCAACGGAUUAAGGCAACAAAGUCUUCUAAGGUAAACAAGUGUAAUACUAGUUUCAAUAUUUUGUAUACCUAUGAGAUCAACAUAUUGAAGCAACAAAGCCUUAGUUGCCUGUACAGAGCUUCUAACUGAAGUGCGGAUCAAGUCAUUGUGUUCUUGCCUCAGCUUUGCUGCUUAUUGGUUAAUUGUGUUGGGAAGUCUCACAUUGACUAGAGGACCCUUAAGCUAGCUUUACCCAAAUAGUAUCAGGGUCUAUCCAACAUUUGUUUGUUAGGGGCAUUAUUUAGGUUACAUUUUGUCUCUCCCACGUUAAGGAAUAAUGAUGAGAUGUAAACUUUUGUUGAAUGGGAGGUAAACUUUGAUUUUCUAAUAAGAUUAAAUAUGUUUGACUUUA